CGUCACUCUCCUCUCUGUCGUCGUCUGCAGCCACAGCGGAAAGAGAACCUCCAUCAUGACCUCCUAUACCAUGAGUCGCUCCAGCACCUCCUCCCUGAGGACCAGUGGCAGUUCUCCCUUUGGACGUGCCAUGGUUGGCAAGUCCAACAGCGUCUAUGGAGGAGCAGGAAGCAGCGGCGUCCGGAUCUCCACAUCCUCCGGCAUGGGCGGGGGCUUCGGAGGAGGCCUCGGAGGAGGUGCCGCUUAUGGCAGCAGCUUCUCCACAUCCGCCAGCUUCAGCACCGACGACAGCCUCAUCGGCAACGAGAAGUUCACCAUGCAGAAUCUGAACGACCGCCUGGCCAACUACCUGGCCAAGGUGCGCUCCCUGGAGAAGGCCAACGCCGAGCUGGAACUGAAGAUCAGGCAAUACGUGGAGAGCAAGGUUGGACCCACCACCCGAGACUACAGCGCCUUCUUUGUCACCAUCGGAGACCUCACAGCUAAGAUCCAGGACGCCAUCCGGGUGAAUGGAUCUGUCCAUCUGAGCAUUGACAAUGCUCGGCUGGCUGCUGACGACUUCAAGAUGAAGUACGAGAACGAGCUGGCCAUGAGGCAGUCGGUGGAGGCCGACAUCGCAGGGUUGAAGAGGGUCCUGGACGAGCUGACGUUGGCCAGAUCUGACCUGGAGAUGCAGAUCGAGGGUCUGAGGGAGGAGCUGAUCUUCCUCAAGAAGAACCACGAGGAGGAACUGCUGGCCAUGCGUUCUCAGAUGAGUGGUCAGGUCCAUGUGGAGGUGGACGCCACUCCACAGGUAGACCUCACCAGAGUCAUGGCUGAGAUCAGAGAACACUACGAAGCUGUCGCCGCCAAGAACCAGAAGGAGCUGGAGAACUGGUUCCAGGCCAAGUCGGAAACGCUGAAGAAAGAGGUCGUCACAAGUACAGAAACGCUGCAGACGUCCAGAUCAGAAGUCACAGAAGUCAAACGCACCCUGCAGGCGCUGGAGAUCGAGCUGCAGUCCAUGUUGGGCAUGAAAGCGUCACUGGAGGCAACUCUGGCUGAAACACAGAACCGUUACUCCAUGCAGCUCAGCGGGUACCAGAUGCAGGUGUCGAUGUUGGAGGAGCAGCUGGUCCAGCUCCGGGCCGACCUGGAGAGACAAGGCCAAGAGUACCAGAUGCUGCUGGACAUCAAGACCCGGUUGGAGAUGGAGAUCGCUGAGUACAGGAGGCUGAUUGAUGGAGAAACCCUCUCCAGCUCCACCUCCACCACCACCAAGACCCGGGUGGUGACAGUGGUCGAGGAGGUCGUCGACGGGAAGGUAGUGUCCAGCUCGUCCUCCACCUCCACCAACAGGUUCUGAUCCAGCAGUGUCCAGACCAGCACCGGCAGCCAAUCAGCAUCAGCGUCUGAGUCACAUGACGUCUGACACAAUCAAUAAACCAGUGAAAAAAUGA
This is a messenger RNA of Sphaeramia orbicularis (orbiculate cardinalfish), 1439 nucleotides long. Its product is annotated as keratin, type I cytoskeletal 13-like. Gene Ontology annotation, molecular function: structural molecule activity. Gene Ontology annotation, cellular component: cytoskeleton. Lineage: Eukaryota; Metazoa; Chordata; Actinopteri; Kurtiformes; Apogonidae. The coding region runs from base 56 to 1345 and encodes 429 amino acids. The transcript has 8 exons. The record is from RefSeq and is a predicted model, not a curated record.